GUUUUCACUUGUUCUGUGUGUUUAUCUUCUUCUCUUCUUCUUCUUCUUCUUCUUCGACCCGACGAAAUACACAUCCGACGGGAAUAUAGAGUCCCUGCAACAUCAAGCACUGAAGGAUUUUCUCAUCUGUCUCGAAUAUCUGCGGAGAGAGAAUUGAAUUCUGAAAUCCAUCGAGAAGACAACUGUUGGGAGAGAUGAGUUCGUCUCUGCCUCUAAGGCUCCUUUUGCCUCUUUCAACACCUCUGGUUUCUCCUUCUCCAGAUUCCCAUGCUCCUUCGCCGCUCAGAUCGCAAAACCCUAAUUUCAAUCGCCGAUCCUCUUCCUCUUCUACUACCUCGUGUUCUUCCCAGUGGCAGCUUUUCCCUGCGCCAAUACGGCGAUCCAGAUCCUAUUCUCCGUGUAUUCCCAUGUGCUUUCCUGAACACACGAGAGACCAAGACAACACAGAUAUCUGGAGAAGUAACGAUGACCAGAUUACAUGUGGGCUUGACUCGGAUGAAGAUUCAGGGCUCCGGAUUCCAACUCAGGCUCAGGCUAUCGUUGAAGGAUCUGGUUCAGUUGCAGUUUCAGAGCUAAAACCCGCCGCUGAUGUAGAUUACAUACAAGAGCUAUUGGCGAUACAGCAACAAGGGCCUAGAUCAAUUGGCUUCUUUGGGACAAGGAAUAUGGGUUUUAUGCAUCAAGAACUGAUCGAGAUACUUAGCUACGCCAUGGUUAUUACAAAAAAUCAUAUAUAUACUUCAGGGGCAUCUGGAACUAAUGCGGCGGUUAUCAGAGGUGCACUGAGAGCAGAGAGACCAGAGCUUCUUACAGUAAUUUUACCACAAAGUUUGAAAAAACAGCCUCCUGAAAGCCAAGAACUGUUGUCUAAAGUACAAAACGUGGUAGAAAAGCCUCACAAUGACCAUCUGCCAUUAUUAGAAGCCAGCAGGCUCUGUAAUAUGGACAUAAUAUCACAAGUACAACAAGUAAUCUGCUUUGCGUUUCACGACAGUAAGCUUCUCAUGGAGACAUGUCAAGAGGCUAAAAAUCUCCGCAAGAUCGUCACUCUCUUCUACCUCGAUUGAUUCCACUGUUACUCUUCUUCAGGGUACAGAGAAGAUAUAAGUGUACAUUAUGAAUCUUCACCAAAAACAUACACAACAUAUUAUUCUUUUGUCUAAAUUUUGAAAAACUCAUCGUUAUGAUUUUAUAGGAUUUUUCUCAACUAUUUUGUAACAUCACAUCGGUUCUAAAAAAUUUCUUUGCAUCUCA
Eutrema salsugineum is the source of this 1254-nucleotide messenger RNA. RefSeq lists its product as uncharacterized. The record is from RefSeq and is a predicted model, not a curated record. Gene Ontology annotation, molecular function: S-adenosylmethionine-dependent methyltransferase activity. NCBI's taxonomy places the organism in Eukaryota, Viridiplantae, Streptophyta, Magnoliopsida, Brassicales, Brassicaceae. Bases 195 to 1067 code for a protein of 290 amino acids. The transcript has 6 exons.